AUGAUUUUUGACUACGGGAUUUUCUUUUCAAGAAAGGUUUCUGUUUGCCUGUAUGAGGGACAUAUGCUAGUGGGAAACAAAGCUACCUUUUCAGCUAUCAAAAUAGAAUUCACAGAUAAAGACCAUGUAUUUCUUCACCCAAAUGCCAUGAGAAAAAGAACUUAUGUGGAAAGGGUUGCUUCAAAUCCCAGAUUGGUUUUGAGAAGCAAAGGAAAUCCAAAAGAGAAUCUGAAGCUGUAUGUGUCUCUUGUAACUAAGGGAAAGUACAGGCCCAUUAUUCGCGGAAGCAAAGAAAAACAAAUAAUCGAGAAUGCCAUUAGAGGGAAGAAAGCAGCAUGGAGAUACAUAGCCGCAAGGGAUAUUUAUGGAUAUGACAAAUUGGCGAGCAUCCUCAAUUCCGACGUAUAUCACGAUUCAGAGACGACUCUUAAAAGAAAAAUAAUGAAUACGCUUAAAGCCUGUACUGGCGAAAAGAAUGGGGCAGACGAACGAAAAAUUGUAUGUGAUAUCCUUAAGAAUGAGAAGGGAAUUCCCAAGGAGGUAGACUUUGCCCUUAAGGUCCAUCAUGAUUUUUGCAUUAGAAGUAAAGGGAUCUUCCCACUGGGUGAAAUGGAUAGAGAGUAUGGCAAAAUGCUUGACCCGAUUCUCUGGAAUAGGCUAAAUAACGAAGUAAAAGCAUGUGGGAUAGAUCAUCCGUUCUACAACGAAGUGGUUCUAUUCAACUUGUUUGUAAAGUACAAAGACAAUAUCCUUGAAUUUGACAGGAAAGCCUUAGAGAGGGACGUGUUUCAUACAAUUAACGAAAGAGGCAUCAGAGACUUUAUUGCAGAAAGGGUGGAGAGAUUUUAUGCCUCCAGGGGAGAUCCUUCUAAUGAUAAUUAA
Molecule: messenger RNA, 882 nt
Organism: Encephalitozoon hellem ATCC 50504
Lineage: Eukaryota; Fungi; Microsporidia; Unikaryonidae
Exons: 1
Coding region: 1-882 (293 amino acids)
Source: RefSeq, a predicted model, not a curated record